Messenger RNA from Budorcas taxicolor (takin), 1966 nucleotides. RefSeq names its product kelch repeat and BTB domain containing 3 (gene KBTBD3). The coding region runs from base 143 to 1966 and encodes 607 amino acids. The transcript is spliced from 3 exons. Gene Ontology annotation, molecular function: protein binding. Lineage: Eukaryota; Metazoa; Chordata; Mammalia; Artiodactyla; Bovidae. The record is from RefSeq and is a predicted model, not a curated record.
AAGAUCCCCUGGGGGAGGAAAUGGCAACCUACUCCAGGAUUUUUGCCUGGAAAAGCCCAUGGACAGAGGAGCCUCAUGACUUACAGUCCCUGGGUCACAAAGAUUGGAACUCAACUGAUUCUAAGAACAGAUAGAAGUGGCUAUGGAUAAUUCAUAUGAUUUCAAUCAAAAAGGCUCAUGUAAUGGAAUUCCAUCUGAGAAGAAAAACAACUUCCUUGUGUCAGAAGAUCAUGGACAGAAAAUCUUAAGUAUACUACAGAAUUUUCGAGAACAAAAUAUCUUUUAUGAUUUCAAAAUAAUCAUGAAAGAUGAAAUAAUCCCAUGUCAUCGUUGUGUGUUAGCAGCAUGCAGUGACUUUUUCAGGGCUAUGUUUGAAGUAAACAUGAAAGAAAGAGAUGGUGGAAGUGUUACCAUUACUAAUUUGUCCUCCAAAGCAGUAAAAGCAUUUCUUGAUUAUGCCUAUACUGGAAAAACAAAGAUAACAGAUGAUAAUGUGGAAAUGUUCUUCCAGUUGUCAUCAUUUCUUCAAGUUUCCUUCCUAUCCAAAGCUUGCAGUGACUUUUUAAUAAAAAGUAUUAAUCUUGUCAAUUGUUUACAAUUAUUAUCUAUAUCAGAUAGCUAUGGCUCUGCCCGUUUGUUUGACCAUGCUUUAUACUUUGUACAACAUCACUUUUCUUUAUUAUUUAAAUCCAGUGAUUUCUUAGAGAUGAAUUUUGGAGUACUGCAAAAGUGUUUGGAAUCAGAUGAAUUAAAUGUUCCUGAAGAAGAAACUGUACUGAAAGUUGUCCUUAGUUGGACUAAACAUAACUUAGAAUCAAGGCAAAAACAUCUGCCUUAUUUGAUUAAAAAAGUAAGAUUAUGUCAAUUAUCUGAGGAGACACUUCAAGAUUGUCUACUCAAUGAAGAGUGUUUACUCAAAAGCACAAACUGUUUUGAUAUAAUCAUGGAUGCAAUUAAGUGUGUGCAAGGUUCUGGUGGACUUUUCCCUGAUGCUCGACCAUCCACAACUGAAAAAUACAUAUUUGUUCACAAAACUGAGGAAAAUGGAGAAGCUCAAUAUACGUUUUGCUAUAAUAUUAAAAGUGACUCAUGGAAGAUACUGCCACAGUCACACCUGAUUGAUUUGCCAGGAUCUAGUCUGUCUAGUUAUGGGGAGAAAAUAUUCUUGACAGGUGGUUGCAAAGGGCCAUGUUGUAGAACAGUUCGGCUUCAUAUUGCAGAAUCAUAUCAUGAUGCCACUGAUCAAACCUGGUGCUACUGUCCAGUCAAAAAUGAUUUUUUCCUGGUAUCAACUAUGAAAACACCAAGAACCAUGCAUACAUCAGUUAUGGCUCUCAAUAAAUUAUAUGUCAUAGGUGGAAAAACUAGAGGAUCUCAGGACAUUAAAAGUCUCUUAGCUGUUGAAUCUUACAAUCCUCUUUCCAAAGAAUGGGUGUCUGUUAGCCCAUUACCCAGGGGCAUAUACUAUCCUGAAGCAAGUGCAUGCCAAAAUGUAAUUUAUGUUCUUGGAUCAGAGGUAGAAAUUACAGAUGCUUUUAACCCAUCACUUGAUUGCUUUUUCAACUACAAUGCUACAACUGAUCAGUGGUCUGAACUAGUAGCAGAGUUCGGGCAGUUUUUUCAUGCAACACUAAUUAAAGCUGUCCCAGUAAACUGUACACUCUAUAUAUGUGACCUUUCCACUUAUAAGGUUUAUAGUUUUUGUCCAGAUACUUGUGUUUGGAAGGGUGAAGGAUCUUUUGAAUGUGCAGGCUUCAAUGCAGGUGCAGUUGGAAUUGAAGAUAAAAUUUAUAUAUUAGGUGGUGAUUAUGCACCAGAUGAAAUCACAGAUGAAGUUCAAGUCUACCACAGCAGCAGGUCUGAGUGGGAAGAAGUUUCACCAAUGCCAAGAGCCUUAACUGAAUUUUACUGCCAGGUGAUUCAGUUUAAUAAAUACAGAGACCCAUGGUUUUCUAAUCAUUUCUAA